Lindgomyces ingoldianus is the source of this 4029-nucleotide messenger RNA. RefSeq lists its product as uncharacterized. Lineage: Eukaryota; Fungi; Ascomycota; Dothideomycetes; Pleosporales; Lindgomycetaceae. The record is from RefSeq and is a predicted model, not a curated record. Bases 1 to 4029 code for a protein of 1342 amino acids. The transcript is spliced from 28 exons.
AUGAGAGAGGGUCCGCGGCGAGGUCAAUUGGAGAAUCAUAUCACGGCAAGGAUUUGUUGGCACCCAAGUUUAGCGGGCGUCUACUUUUUUUACAACACCACUGUGGCCGCGCUGGCUCUGGCGUUGGCCGGGCCAGUGAUGGCGGCCGGAGAUAUUCAUCGUGCAAAGCAGAAUACGCGGGCGGCGAGUGAACCGUUUUCUGGGCCAGAAACACCUCCAAGCGCUUGUUGCUGGAUGAGCACCCUCUUCGGCAUCCUCCCUCCCUCUGCCUACGGUAAGUGGGCCGGCAAACGCGAUGAUUUGCACUGCUGCUGCGAGUCAAAGCUGGCGCAAAACUCAAUUGUCGAAAAAAGCACCGUCGGGAGGCAUGGCAAGCCACUUCCUGUCCUGAAACGUGUGCAGAACUGCCGCGUGCUCUGCUGCGCUGACUUGCCCUCCUCUUUUCCGCUUUCAAAACGGGCUACAGAUGCUCCAACCGUGAAUAGCGACAUUGCACUCAGGCUAAAUGCCCGCCAUCCGCAAUCCAACGACGACACCACUCCUUGCGCAGGGAUAUUCCCAAAGGCGAACGGGAUGGACGGACGGCCGGCCUCUGGUUGGCUGGCUGUUCUCGCAAUCCGACAACUUGGGGACGACGUCUACAAUUCCCAGGCUGAGGCGAGUCCGUCACGCCCGUCUCUUGCUCGCCAUCCCCUCGUCUCCACCAACACCAGGCGGCCAGCACGCUCAAUAGAUCCGCUGGCCGUCGAGACUCCCCAAGGAAGCGACAUUGCCGGAAUCAUCGUCAACAGGGAGGCUGGUGCAACGUGGAGACUCGAGAGACGCGAGCAAAUGAUGAGAAAGUUCACGGCUGCGAAUCGAGCGCUGUCUCCACUCGACGUUGCUGGGCCUCCCUUCACGGGGAGUUCCCUUGACCAAACGUGCCGACUGUACCACUUGCUUGGUGUUGGACGUGGGACGCUGGAGGCGGUGAUAGGCCCAGAGCUGUUGCGGUGUGACCACCCGCCCUCACACUCACACACAUCUCCACCUCGAACUCAAUAUUCAGAACCGUGCAAUUCCUCGCGGCCUCAGGACGACGGGGCCGUGAUCAAUGUCCCAGCACCAUGGGUGGGGCGUGUCGCGGAGACACAAAGCCGUUCGUUCUGGCCAGCUGAAACAUUCAUUGCAAUACGGCGCAAUCCGCUGAGGCGUCUUUAUCGCCAACAAGUCCUUGUUGCGAAGAGGCGGGAGCGAAGAGUUGCCCAGAUCCAGGGUGGUGUUGAAGUUUCAAUGCGAACCUUGCCCAUGACAGCCCCAACUAUGGCAUCCCAUCUCAGCCAGCUAGUCGCCUCAGGCGCCAAACUUGCCGUUCGCAGUGCCCGUGAUUCGAUCCUGCUAGCCGCGCACCAUUGUUCAUUCCUCGUAGCUAACGAAUCACUCUUCCCUGAAUACAUGGUGGAAGCCCUGGCCGUCGGACAAUGGCCAUUCCUCCACCUUGUGCGACGACUGACGGCAUUUGGUGGCAGCAGCUGGUGGACAGCAAUCGAAAAGCAUCCGGCAUCAAUCGGCUCUGCAGCACAUCAUCGAGCAUGGGAGGCCGGCAUUUGCUCUCGCGGCCCAGACAGUGGCGCCCUCAACCGACCCGCGCAGUCGCACCAUGUGCAGCAGUCUGUUGCUGAGGGCCAACAGAAGGUCGUCCCCUCUGUAAGGGCCAGUUGCACAUCUCUCGCGUGGGCCAAAGUGGAAAUAAACGUGCAGCGCAUCCGGCGCGAUGUGGAAGGCGCGGAUCGUGGAGCGAGGCCCGCGCCGGCUCUACAUGUAACUUUGCUGACCACCCUCGACGGCGAGAUAGGAAAGUCAAUAUUAAAACCGACAAUAUUUGAUAUGGCCAUUGACCGAUUAGGACUGGACACGAGCCAGCAGUCACACGACCACCGUCUAUUCUCAGAUAUGGGGGAGUUGGGGGAUAUCAAAUUAGCGACCUCCUGGAUCAGCUUCGACUCCCUUGAGAUAUUGUUCUCGACGAGCAAUCUAGAAUCGGAAUCCGUAGGACGGCGGGGGUGUCUCGCCGCGCCCGAGAUUAGACACCGUUACACGCUACGAAUGGCUAUCCUCGCUAAUCAAGGCCUUCCAGAAACGCUCAACGUUGAUGGCGAUUCAACCCGCAGAAGCAAGCGUGCUCCAGGCCGCGAUCAGCUGCAAUCUGUCGCCAGCGUUCCUGCAUUUAUGAGGCCGUCCCGCAAUACGGCCACGCCUGGUACGGAUCGAGUAGAUGAUUGGCCAUGUUCUUCCUGCAUUCACCCGUCGUUGCAUAUGCGCCCAAGCCGCCUGCCCAGCCCCAGCACGAACUUCAGCGGGCAACAGUGCGCGAUAUUGGCCGCCGUCGCACACAUCGACACACCACACGUCGCGGCAACUUCAACAACAGCAGCAGAGCAGCAUCAGCCUGCCCUCCUCGCCGCCGCCAGGCCUCCGCACCUCUUCGGAUGGGGGGCACGGCACGCACAGCGGAUCGAUCAGAUAGGCGCUGCUCUGCCAAUCAGCGCGGGCCACGUCAAACUCACGCAGAGCCGUUAUCGGGGGCUUGUUGUCGUCUUGAAGCCACGGCUGGCGUUUGCAGGCGACACGGGCCUCUCCUUGCAGUCCGAAACAGGCUCGAGGGAUGGCCUUCACCGGAUUGGCUUCACGGCCGCUUGUCAUCUCACCUCAUGCUCUGCUCCUCCGUUUUCUAGCACACUCCUCACCUUGGUCCCCAACAAUUCCAAGAAUGUUCAGCUGGAAGCUGGACCUGGAGCUGGACGAGAAGGGCCGCUCUCCACGUUUGCCCGAGUCUGUCCUAAAACGUUUCCUCCGUUUUUGCCGUCAGACUCUGUCAACACCAUCGCAGCAGGUCCUCACUCCAUCUUCUCUCACCGCUAUUCUAUUCUUGAGCCCUCUGACCCCGUUCUGCUGGAUAGACUGGGAUCUCUCAAUAUAAGUGUCCCAGCAGGCAUGGAUUGCGAUACACGGCAGGUCCUGCCCCGACGCCGCAAGCAUCCUCUCUGCAUCCUUCUGCUCUUGGGGGCCGCAGAGCUUUUUCUGAAUCCGGGCUCGCUCGACAAACUUGCUUUCCCCGCAAUCGUGCCGCAUCGUGACUCUGCCCUUCCCGCAGCAGCCUGCCUGGCCAGAUUCAGAUUCCUCCCAGGCAUCGAAGGGGCGCCGCUCAUCACAGCACAUUCGGUUGCUAUUACCCGCAUGCUAAGCACGACAUACCUGCUUGCAUCACAUGCGUCCGUCGCCGUUUCUUCAGGCGAAAUUACGUCGGCUGUCUCAAACAACAUGCUUUUUGCUUCAGGGCUGAAAGAGCCACAGUGCCAGCUGGAUAAUAGCAGCUACCCCUCUCGAACACGCGUUCUAUACAAUGCCUCGGCGGCAUAUAUGAAUGCAGGUUGGGAUGUACCAUGCACAUGCAGUCAUUCUGCCUGUCCGCCAAUUCGCCCAGACGACUUUCACAUCUUGGAAGCCCAAAGCUACGGAUCACUACGACCCACGAUGCAAUGCAAAUGCGGUAGGAGUUCGUAUCGUACGUAUAGGACUUUGAAUCUCGUUCUCGAUUUUGCUCGUUGCUGUUGCUUUCGCCGUUUCCUGCGAUACAAUCCACUUCUUCCAAGCGCUAUUGUCCACUAUGGGAAGGAGAAACAUCUUUCCUCAACUAACUCCUUUUGCAAGAUGAAGCGAACAUGCGGCGGUUGGAACUCAAUCGACACGACUCGCUUUCGAACAUCAGUUCACGCACUUGACUGGGUGUCCCUUCCGAGGCUCAAAACUGCGAUCUCCGGUUACAGAUCAAAAAUUUCCAUGGGAAAAGCAUCUGACGUCUCGUGUCUGCCACCAGACCGCACCCCGAUCCAAACCAUGCCCUUGCACGCUUUGUCCGCCAGCUGGCAGGCUAACCUUUGGAAUCUCAACCAUGGUUUAAGGUACCCCACCACAGUCUACGGCUUCUCAGAAUUGGAGUUUAGUGGGGAGGUGGCUGGCGCGAAAUAUUCUGGCCCUUCACAUGGCUGA